AGAAUGCUACCAAGCCAGAAGUAGAAUUCCGUGUGAAAACGCUUGAAGAAAUCCGCUUCGAGAAAGCUAGCCGAAGAAAGGGAGACAUUUGGCCUAAACUCAAAGUUACAGUAUCUUGUACUGCAAAUGAUUCUAGUCCAGGGGCAAAACCGUCUCCUGCCAUCAGGAUCAAAACUUUUUCUGAAGUCCUUGAUGAGAAAAAGCAGACGCAAAUGGAAGAGGAGCGGAUUCAAACGGAAAAAGAGAGACUUUCCAAGUCAAAGCAUGACUCUGAACCCCAGAAGCAGGGCUCUAUUGUUAGUGCACCUGCAAAAAGAAAACUGGAGGAGCCUUUUGGCAAAGCCAAGGACUUGGGGGAAGUGCGCAUCAAAACAUUGGAGGAAAUCAAGAAGGAGAAAGCUCUCCGAAUGCAGCAAACUUUGGACAGCACUGUAAAGACACAGUUGCAGGCUGAGAGAGCUCCAGCUGAGAGGAGAUUGUUCUGCAUGACAAAGCCAACAGCCCCUGGAAAUGAAGAGGAACCUCACAUGGAGUUGACAUCUUCUUCUAGAGAUGGCACAGCAGAUGCUACUGUAAAGCAGCAAAAGAGGAAGUCACAGGAGGAGCAAGUGGUUGUUGCAUCUGCUCGGGAAGAAAUGGGAGAAGCAAAAGCCCUCGUGACAACAAAUCCUGCAUCUCCU
This is a messenger RNA of Sceloporus undulatus (fence lizard), 680 nucleotides long. RefSeq names its product zinc finger CCCH domain-containing protein 11A-like. The annotation marks the transcript as partial. The transcript is spliced from 3 exons. The record is from RefSeq and is a predicted model, not a curated record. NCBI's taxonomy places the organism in Eukaryota, Metazoa, Chordata, Lepidosauria, Squamata, Phrynosomatidae.